AUGUCGACAUCGCCGAGAUUUCCAAAAUUGGCAGAGCCAUUGGAGGUUGGCAGUGUACUGUUGAAAAAUCGAGUCGUCAUGUCCAGUCUCACACGAAACCGCUCCCGUCCCACUAAUGUUCUAACGGAGGCUUCGGAGCUGUAUUACGAGCAGAGAUCGUGGUCACUCGGCCUGAUCUUGACAGAAGGCACGCUUGUCUAUCAGCAAGGGACCGAGUGGCCUUAUGCGCCAGGAAUCUGGAGUGAAGAGCAGACCCAGGCCUGGAAGCGAAUCGUCAACCGGGUUCAUGAUCGUGCCGGCAAGAUCUACUGCCAGCUGUGGUCUGUGGGACGUGUUGCGCAUCCGGACAUGCCAGAGCAAAUCGCCUCCAAAGAGCCCGUAUGGACAUCGUCCACUAUUAGUGCACGAGGUGGAAAGUUUCGCAAUCUUCCAGGCCGCCCCGGUUAUGUGGCUGGGAAGGCAGUUCCAGACCCGAGAGUCUUGGUGGAGCGUUUCGUGCAAGGUGCCAAGAAUGCGAAAGUUGCUGGCUUCGAUGGUGUGGAGAUUCAUGCUGCCAACGGCUAUCUCAUCACACAGUUCCUUGAUUCGACCGCAAACAAUCGCACUGACGAGUGGGGUGGGUCAGUCGAGAAUCGGUUGCGUUUCGCUUUGGAGGUCUUUGAUGGCAUUUCCCAAGUGUAUCCACCUGGGUGCAUCGGCAUCAAGCUGAAUCCCACGGGCGGCUACAACGAUGUGGGAAUGUCUUUGGAAGAUACGCUGGAGACGUACGGCGAACUGAUAAGAGCGUUGGUUGCUCGAGGAACUGGGUACAUUCAGCUGGUCCGAUAUCUCGACUUCUUCGAAAUGAUCGUUGAUGGCAAGAAAAGAUCUACCAACAUGGACGUUUGGGAAAAUUUCACGCCCUUGAUCCGCAACUCUAAUACACGCAUCCUUCUGAACGGGAACAUCACGCCCGAGGAGGCAGAACAACUGCUUGAGUCUGGUGUCGGAGACGCUGUCGUAAUCGGGCGUCCUCUGAUCAAUAAUCCCGACUACUACCAGCGCAUCCAGCGAGGAAUACCUUUGAGCCCGCUCAGCGCGACGGACCCGAAGACGUGGUAUGUCUCCAGCACAGAACCUGUCGCUAAGUACGGGAAUCUGCCAGACCCGCACAUCGGUAUGACUGAUUACCCGUUCUCUGUGGAAGUCUGA
This is a messenger RNA of Zasmidium cellare ATCC 36951, 1191 nucleotides long. RefSeq lists its product as uncharacterized. NCBI's taxonomy places the organism in Eukaryota, Fungi, Ascomycota, Dothideomycetes, Mycosphaerellales, Mycosphaerellaceae. The coding region runs from base 1 to 1191 and encodes 396 amino acids. The record is from RefSeq and is a predicted model, not a curated record. The transcript is spliced from 2 exons. Gene Ontology annotation, molecular function: FMN binding; oxidoreductase activity.